Molecule: messenger RNA, 1009 nt
Organism: Mercurialis annua (annual mercury)
Lineage: Eukaryota; Viridiplantae; Streptophyta; Magnoliopsida; Malpighiales; Euphorbiaceae
Product: putative B3 domain-containing protein REM15
Exons: 4
Coding region: 182-883 (233 amino acids)
Molecular function (GO): DNA binding
Source: RefSeq, a predicted model, not a curated record
UGUGGACCAUCAGUUAUUGGGGCGAGAAACAUUGCAGCCCAAAAUGAUAGUUUCAGAAUGCAGCAUUACGUUAUAUUCGAUGAUAUGCAAUGACAUGACACUAUAAAAAAGAUGUACCUUUCAGCUAAAUCGAUGGAGUGUAGAACAGAGAUUAGUGAAGAGUGAGUUUCUUUUGUCUUCCAUGGCUGAAAUCAGACGUUUCUUCAAAGUUAUGAUGCCUGAUCUCGAAUCAACACUUGUAAAUAUGCCUCUACCGGUGGCUUUCUGUCGACAGGUGAAGCAACAGAAAUGGGACAGAGCAAUUCUCAAGAGUUGUGAUCGCGAAUGGAAUAUCACAGUCGGCAAAGGCAGCGAUGGUUUGCUGUAUCUCGAAAACGGCUGGGAAGAUUUCGUGAACCACCACGCCCUUAGUUUUGGAGAUUUCGUCGUCUUUGAACAUAACGGUGACUUCAUUUUCGAUGUUAUAGUGUUUGAUUCAAGCGCGUGCCAGAAAGAUUUCCCUCCAGUUUCCGUCAAUUUGUCGUCUAGGAAGAAAAAGAAGAAAGGAUCAAAGAAUCCACUGGAAGAAGCUAAAUCUUACAAAACUAACGGUCCUCAUUUCAUAAAAACAAUUAGAGUAUAUAAUGGAGUGAAAAUUCCUGCGGAAUUUGGAAGAUCAGAAAAUCUUGAACGAGCAUCAGUGAUUAUUCUGAGGGACGACACCGGGAAACUAUGGCCAGUGAAGCUCUGUACUAAGAGUGGACGUACAACGAUGAAAAAGGGAUGGGGCGACUUUUAUGUGGCAAAGAAGCUGAAGAAGGGAGAUGUAUGCCUGUUUGAGGUUGAUAGUAGCAGAAGAAAGUGUGCUACUUUGGUGAUGGAUGUCCAUGUUUUUGUGCUUUAAUUUAAACAAGGCCUUCCUUUCUAGGUUUGAACACCGGGCAAGAAUUUUUGAUGUACGUGUACCUACUUGCAAUUUUUGUAUAUUAAUUUUAUUGGCUGGUUAUUCAGUGUCCUGGAAAAAGAGAAA